CGCCUGCCGGCUGGGCAUUUCACUUAAAUCGCGCGACCUCACGGUCACAUAGAUUGCCAGAAGCAAUUUCGGAGAGCUCUGAACGCGUUGCAGCGGCUGCAGAGACGCCAGACCUCGCUGCGGCUUCAGAGAGCACAAUAGCUCCGGUCUGCGCUGCGGACGCCUGGGCUGCGGACAGCCGCCGCGGGAGCAAAGGACUCCGGAGACGCGCGCCGUGAAUCAGUAAACGCGCUGCACCGCGAAAAAGCCGCGUGGACGCCGCGCCGCGCCGCCGCGUAACAAUGGGCCGCUCGUCGAGCAGCAGCUCGAGCAGCAGCAGCAGCUCCUCGUCCUCGUCCUCAUCCGAAGAGGGAGGCGAGGCCGCCGCGCGCGCGCGCGCCCGCGAGGAGGUCCAGGGCCGCAAGCGCCAGUUCCAGACCGUGGGCUCCGACUCCGACGACGAGGCGGCGCCGGCGAAGCGCCGCAAGAAGGAGAAGAAAUCCAAGAAGCGCAAGCACAAGCACAAGAAGGACAAGAAGAAAAAGAAGGUACGCGUUUCGCAGCGCGACGCCGUCGUCACUCUAUCUAUGCCCACGCAGGAGAAGAAAAAGAAGAAGAAGAAGAAGAAAAAGUCGAAAGCCAAGAACGCGGGCGCCUGCGACCAGGACCGGUUCGGCUCUCGGGGAGUCGUGCGCGAGAGCGACUUCUUCCGGAAGCGGCGCGAGUUCGAGGCGUGGCUCGGCGAGGUCAAGCAGAUGCCCGGCUUCAGCGGUUCGAAGCGCGAGCAGCUCGAGCUGUUCCGCGAGUACGCCGAGGACUUCAACACGUGCACGCUGCCCUCGGAUAAGUACUACGACCUCGAGGCCUGGGAGACGGCCGAGUACGCGCGGAAGCUGCGCGGCGAGCGGGCCUCGACGAAGGAGCGGACCGUCUUCGACGACGAGCGGGAGCUGGAGCGCGAGCGGCGCGCGGAGGCCGAAAAGCGAGACCGCGCGGCCGAGCAGGCCGAGCUGCGGGACCGGGCGCGCGACGGCGACCGCAUGAAGGACGUGCGCGAGGCGGACUUUCUGCGGGCCGAGCAGCAGCACGCCUACAAACGGGGCGACCAAGACGCGGUCCGAAGGAUCCAGCGGAAAUUAGAUGCGCUCGCGCCCGAGAAGGCGGACGCGGGGCCGAGGCAUCCUUGGGCUUAAGUUAAUUCACUUGUU
Molecule: messenger RNA, 1187 nt
Organism: Pelagomonas calceolata
Lineage: Eukaryota; Pelagophyceae; Pelagomonadales; Pelagomonadaceae
Source: the annotation of a GenBank genome assembly